AUGGCUCCACUACUUUUCCUCAAACCGCGUGCUUGCCUCUUUCUGUCUGCAUACGUGGAGUGCUUCCCAUGGUUGAGUGACUUUGCCGUUUCCUGUUUGAUGCGAAACAGCUGAGCUGAAGUCUUACAUAACCCCCGCCGAAGCGUUCCCUCCCUUCCUCCUCUGUUCCAAUUUGGAAACCCUAGACCUGGAUUUUGCCUGGCUCCUCUUGGAGACCAGGUCGAAUACAUCGAUUUCGCUUUGAAAUAUCGGAUCCUCUUACCAAUUCUAGCUAUAGAUUUGGAGAUUCCGGCGGGAAUUUUGGUAUCUCGAGGCCAUUUCCUUGAUUGAAUUGUUUCUUCCAAGAUGAACAAUCUUCUCACGGACUCAUUUGAGCUUCCUCGAGGCGAAGCUUCUAGAGAUGGAGAUAUUGAAUUAGGAACCCAGGUUCCAAUGAAUUCUGGAGAACUGGGGUUGGAAGGCUUCUUCAAACAGGUUCAAGAUAUUGAAAAGCAAAUUGAGAAGCUCUCAAAAUUAUUGAAGAAGCUUCAGGAUGCUAAUGAGGAGUCAAAAGCUGUUACCAAGGCAGCUGCUAUGAAAGCCAUCAAGCAGCGGAUGGAGAAAGAUAUUGAUGAAGUUGGGAAAAUUGCACGACUAGCAAAAUCGAAACUUGAAGAACUAGACAGAGAGAAUCUAGCCAACAGACAGAAGCCUGGAUGUGGAAAGGGAUCAGGCGUCGAUCGAUCUAGGACUGCAACUACCAUUGCAUUGAAAAAGAAGUUGAAAGAAAUGAUGUCUGACUUCCAGGCUCUGAGGGAAAAAAUUCAGCAAGAAUACCGGGAGGUUGUUGAGAGAAGGGUUUUUACAGUAACAGGCAAUCGUGCUGAUGAAGAGACAAUUGACCGAAUGAUAGAAACUGGAAACAGUGAGCAAAUUUUUCAGAGAGCAAUUCAGGAGCAAGGACGUGGCCAGGUACUGGACACCCUUGCAGAAAUCCAGGAGCGUCAUGACACUGUUAAAGAAAUAGAGAGGAAACUUCUUGAUUUACAGCAGAUUUUCCUCGACAUGGCAGUGUUGGUCGAGGCACAAGGCGACAUGCUGGAUAACAUCGAAACCCAGGUUUCAAGUGCUGUUGACCAUGUUCAGUCUGGAUCGACUGCUCUGCAAAAGGCAAGGAGGCUACAGAAGAACUCCCGAAAAUGUAUGUGCAUAGCCAUGCUUAUCCUUCUCAUAAUCGGCGUCAUUAUUGUUUUAGCUGUGAUCAAACCUUGGUCAAAAAACUGAUAGUGUUUCAGAAGUAGACAUGCUGAAUUACGAUAAGUUACGGAUUGUAUCGUUUUGUAGUUAAUAUGUACAUGUUGCCUGUUAAAUGUAACUUCUUCUGCGUGCUUAAUGACCCAGUCUUGUGCAUUAUUCAUAAUUUCA
Messenger RNA from Phoenix dactylifera (date palm), 1404 nucleotides. Its product is annotated as syntaxin-132-like. Gene Ontology annotation, molecular function: SNARE binding; SNAP receptor activity. Gene Ontology annotation, biological process: exocytosis; intracellular protein transport; vesicle fusion. Lineage: Eukaryota; Viridiplantae; Streptophyta; Magnoliopsida; Arecales; Arecaceae. Gene Ontology annotation, cellular component: plasma membrane; SNARE complex; endomembrane system. The record is from RefSeq and is a predicted model, not a curated record.